Myxocyprinus asiaticus (Chinese sucker) is the source of this 2086-nucleotide messenger RNA. Its product is annotated as glucose-fructose oxidoreductase domain-containing protein 2-like. Bases 410 to 1537 code for a protein of 375 amino acids. Gene Ontology annotation, molecular function: nucleotide binding. NCBI's taxonomy places the organism in Eukaryota, Metazoa, Chordata, Actinopteri, Cypriniformes, Catostomidae. The record is from RefSeq and is a predicted model, not a curated record. The transcript is spliced from 4 exons.
CUGUUUGGUUUUAGUGAUCAACCCACACAGCAAUGAGUAGUAAGCAGCACAGCAGCAGAGUCACGGAUGAAUCACACAUGAAACAACUUACUUUGAUUUCAAGGCAGACGAAGAAUGCCCAAAACGUCGUGAGGGUGGGUGGUGUGACGGGUUUGUCCUGUUUUCCCCCUGUUCCUCUUGCUGUUUAGAUGGUAUGAGAGCUCAGAGCAUUGCCUAGGGUUGAUAAGAGAAGAGAGGGAGGGAAGUGGCCAUCAUCUGUCUCAACAGCACCGGCGCCAUCGCAUCACAAGGCUGUGUGUUACAGUUGGGCAUCUGUUCGUUUCACACAAGACUGAUAUUUGCAGUGUGGAAUGAGCAUUUUGGGUGAGGGAGACAGAAACCGGUUCACGAGUAAGUGUCUUCAUUGCUCAUGUGUAUUAGCAUAAUGUUGCCGGGCGUGGGUGUAUUUGGAACAGGGCAGACAGUGCGCACCCUGGUGCCAUUACUCCAAAAAGAGGGCUUCCCUGUUCCGGCUGUUUGGGGUCAUAUGCAAGAAGAGGCAGAGUCACUGGCCAAUGAGUUGGACAUUCCCUUCUCCACCAGCCAGACUGAUGAUGUACUGCUACAUCCAGAGGUCCAUCUUGUUUGCAUAUUGACACCUCCACCACAUACACGUCAGAUUGCGGUAAAAGCUCUAGGUAUAGGUAAAAAUGUGAUCAGUGAUCAGGCUGCUACAUUGACAGAUGCCUGUAAGAUGGUGACAGCGGCAAGAUAUUACCCACAGCUUAUGAGUAUCAUGGGAAAUUCUCUGCGUUUCUUGCCCGCCUUUGUCCAUAUGAAACACCUGCUGGGGGAGGGUUAUUGUGGGACUUUACAGGUUUGUGAAGCACGUGUAUAUGGAGGCUCACUUCUCAGCCAGUCAUAUGGUUGGGCAUGGGAGGAGCUUAUGGGGGGAGGUGGACUGCACAAAGUUGGCUCUUGUAUAAUUGACCUCCUGAGCCACCUCACUGGGCGUCGGGCUAUGCAAGUGCAUGGAAUUCUCCGGACGUUUGUACGUCAAGGUGGCCCAGGGGGAGGAAUUCGUUCUGUAACUGCAGAUGACUACGCUUGCUUUCAGCUGCAGAUGAGUGGAGGUGUGGUCUGCAGCGUGACGUUAAACUUUAAUUUGCCUGGCACAGAUCUGCAUGAGGUCAUGCUUGUGGGGUCAUCAGGGCGACUCAUUGCUCGAGGAACAGAGCUUUAUGGCCAACGGAUAAACAUGCAAGUAGAGGAGCUUCUACUGAAUGAUGAUGGUGGGACUAGAGGAGGAGUAGGGCCAUCUGUCAGUGGGCUGAACGCCAUGGUGACUCAGCUCCGACUUUCCUUUCAGGCACAAGAGGACAGGCGCUCUUGGGCACGGCAUCCUGUUUCCAUGGCAGCCACCUUUGAGGAUGGGCUCUAUGUACAGACCGUUGUGGAUGCCAUCAAACGAUCAAAUCGCACUGGGGAGUGGGAGUCAGUGGAGGUCAAGAUUCAGGAUAUAGACCCAAACCACAACCACAGAACCCUGCUAAACUAACAUCACACACUGUUACAUUCAACAUAUACAAUUCUUUAUCCCUAAAAAGACCAAGACCUGCUAACAUCAUUCAGCUGCCUUUAAAAUGACAUAUCAGUACUUGCAUUUUAAACAGAAAUGUAAUGCAUUAAUUUCAUAGGCCUUACUAACUGAAAUUUUUGCAGUUAUCAAGGAACUUGAUAACCAAGUUCAAGUUCACCUGUACUUGCGCCAAUACUUACACUGGACAAAAAUUGUAGUUUGAGGGUUGUUUUUGUUGCUAAUUUACUGUAACACAAAGCCUAGCUGUGAAAUACUCUUUCUGUGCUUUCCUUUUUUUUAUUGGAUAUUUUGAAUUUGAGUUUGAGCCCCUGACGUUUUUAUAUUUUAUGUCAAUACUAAAUAUGCUCUGCUGAGUUUUUUUUAUUCUGUAUUCUGUAUAUGUGUGUGUGCAGGAGAGAGAUAGAGAGGGCACGCUACAUUUAAAGGGAUAGUCCACCCAAAAAUUUAAAUUCUCAUCAUUUAUCCACCCUCAUGCCAUCCCAGAUGUCUGUGACUUUCUUUCUUCUG